This is a messenger RNA of Beta vulgaris subsp. vulgaris (sugar beet), 1902 nucleotides long. RefSeq names its product SWI/SNF complex subunit SWI3B. NCBI's taxonomy places the organism in Eukaryota, Viridiplantae, Streptophyta, Magnoliopsida, Caryophyllales, Amaranthaceae. The transcript is spliced from 6 exons. Gene Ontology annotation, molecular function: protein binding. Bases 180 to 1691 code for a protein of 503 amino acids. The record is from RefSeq and is a predicted model, not a curated record.
AAACCAAAAUACCAAACGAUCACCUAAUUUUCUCCUUUUGAAAAAUUAAUGGAAAAUAAAAGCCAAAAGAGAGACAAAUUGACGAACCCCGAAACACCGAAAGAAGCAAAGGCCGGCUGACAGCCUGAAAGACUCAAAUUUCCACUCUCAGUACCGUCGGAAGAAAUUAUUGAAUUCCAAUGUCUUCAGACUUAACUACCCAACCUCAAAAUCAACAACCUCCAGAGCCACCUCUCACGGCGGUUCCACCACCCAUCACCACCGUCCAUUCUACGCCUCCUUUGAAGCCUGACGUAACUCCUCCACCGCCCGAUUCCAAGAAACCCGCUCCCGAACCACCCGAUUUCGUCACUGUCCCCACCUACUCCAGUUGGUUCAGAUGGAACGAGAUAAACGAGUGUGAGGUGCGGCAUGUGCAGGAGUUCUUCGAGGGUAAGUCUCCAUCAAAGAACCCUAGUGUUUACAAAUAUUACAGGAAUGCUAUUAUCAGCAAGUUUAGGUGUAACCCUGGUAAGAAGCUCACGUUUACUGAGGUUAGGAGGACUUUGGUCGGAGAUGUGGGCUCCAUUCGCCGGGUGUUUGACUUCCUUGACACGUGGGGGCUUAUUAAUUAUUCUCCGCCUUCCGGUAAGCCGCCUUUUAAGUGGGAGGAGAAGGAUAAAGAUAAUUCUGCCAAGUCGAAUGCGGCUGCGGUUUCUGCUGCGGUUCCCUCUCCUGCUGCUGCAGAAGGGAUGGUGGCUGCAGCGGCGGUUGCCGUAGGUUCGAGUGUGAGGAAAUCAAAUAAGGUGUGCAGUGGUUGCAAAGGUGCUUGCACCAUUGCCUGCUUUGUUUGUGAUAAGCAUGACCUGGUGCUCUGUGCUAGGUGCUAUGUUCGUAAAAAUUAUCAGGUUGGUGUUAAUUCUUCAGAAUUCAGACGGGUUGAGAUUAGUGAACCAUCUAAAACAGACUGGACUGACAAAGAAACUUUGCAUCUUCUGGAAGCCGUUAUGCAUUAUGGCGAUGACUGGAAGCGUGUGGCUGAGCAUGUUAGUGGUAGAAAUGAGAAAGAGUGUGUUGGUCGUUUUAUCAAGCUUCCCUUUGGGGAGCAAUUUGUGGGGCCUGCAGAUGUGGUAGAGGAAGAUAGUAUGUCAAGUAAGAACCAAGUGACUGCUGAAUCUGGAACGGAGCCCACUGCAAAGAAAAUGCAUCUUACACCGCUUGCUGAUGCGAGCAACCCAAUUAUGGCUCAGGCUGCAUUUUUGUCAGCUUUGGCUGGUGUUGAGGUUUCAGAAGCUGCUGCUCGAGCAGCAGUGGCAACUCUGCAUGAUGCGGAUCGUCUAACAAGUAGAGGCAGUGGUCAGUUGCAAGCUCACUCGGCGAAAAUGCAAGAUUCUGCUCUUGAACCCAGUGGUGGUUCCAUCACUUGUACGCCAGAAGAAGCUCGUUUAAAGGCAGAGUCCCUGCUUAAGCAGGAAGAGGACAAGUUUUUAAACUCGAUAUCAAACAUUAUCGAGGUUAAGAUGAAAGAGAUCUUAGAUAAGAUUGAUCGUUAUGGAGAAAUGGAUUUGCAAUUGGAAAGGGAAUGGCAUCAGUUCCAUCAAAUGAAGCACCAACUUUUCCUAGAUAAGCUCACUCUUUUAUUUAACAAGACUGCUGAGCCCAAAUCUGCCGAAAAUGUUACAGAGGAAAUUGUCAGUACAGAAUUGCCUUAAUUUAGUUCUGUAGAUUAGGUUUAGUUAUUGUGCUCAACUUCUUGAAAAUCUGUGGAGCUAAAUUUUAUUACUGUAUGUUCUUUUAAUUAUUAGGGAAGUAUUAUUGUUUGUCAACAGCAAAGAAAACUGUUGUAUCAUAGCAUUAGCGUAAAUAUAAUUUUUAGACGGGAAACGUGUAUGAUGCUGUAUGUAUACUUUUUGCAAACAUUGA